This is a messenger RNA of Callorhinchus milii (elephant shark), 477 nucleotides long. Its product is annotated as charged multivesicular body protein 2a-like. The transcript is spliced from 5 exons. Gene Ontology annotation, biological process: protein transport; late endosome to vacuole transport; endosome transport via multivesicular body sorting pathway. Lineage: Eukaryota; Metazoa; Chordata; Chondrichthyes; Chimaeriformes; Callorhinchidae. Bases 1 to 477 code for a protein of 158 amino acids. The record is from RefSeq and is a predicted model, not a curated record. Gene Ontology annotation, cellular component: ESCRT III complex; multivesicular body.
AUGGACACGGGCGACAGAGACGGAGAGAGGCGAAAGACACAGAAGUUCAUGGUGAUGCGAGCCAACAUCCAGGCCGUGUCCUUCAAGAUGCACACGCUCAAGUCCAACGGCGCGAUGGCCCAGGCCAUGAAGGGCGUCACCAGGGCCAUGGCCGCCAUGAACCAGCAGCUCACGCUGCCGCAGGUCCACAAGAUCAUGAUGGAGUUUGAGGAGCAGUCGGAGAUCACGGACGUGAAGGAGGAGGUGAUGAACGACGCCAUCGACGACGCCGUGGGCGAUGAGGGCGACGAGGAGGAGGAGGAGAGUGAUGCCAUCGUGAGCCAGGUGCUGGACGAGCUGGGACUCGGCCUCGCGGACAAACUCUCGACUCUGCCGGCCACAGGCGGCUCGUUCAGCGUGUCCGCAGGCAAGAUGGCCGCAGGCAAGAUGGCCGCCGCCGACCUCGACGUGCGACUCAACGACCUGCAGUGUGAUUAG